Messenger RNA from Gavia stellata (red-throated loon), 1281 nucleotides. Its product is annotated as bestrophin-1. Gene Ontology annotation, molecular function: chloride channel activity. NCBI's taxonomy places the organism in Eukaryota, Metazoa, Chordata, Aves, Gaviiformes, Gaviidae. Bases 178 to 1281 code for a protein of 367 amino acids. The record is from RefSeq and is a predicted model, not a curated record. The transcript has 8 exons.
GUUCUCUGACUUCAUCUUCCCUGUCUUUUGAUCUCAACUCAUUGUUCCUUCCUUCCUUCCCUCCCUUCCUGCCUGCUUGCUUGCUGGGACACUUGCAGUGUCCCUGUCUCCUCCCUCUGUGCAAGCUUGCUGGCAGCUUCAACAUCGGCUUAUUUUGUGUCUCCACUAGGAUCUGUGAUGACAGUGACAUACACCAACCGUGUGGCUGAUGCCCGCCUAGGCACCUUCUCACAGCUCCUGCUCCAAUGGAAAGGAAGUAUCUACAAACUUCUCUACUCCGAGUUCCUUAUUUUCAUCUCUCUCUACUUCACCAUCAGUCUUGUCUACAGGCUGAUCCUGAGUGAGAGCCAAAGGCUGAUGUUUGAGAAGCUGGCACUCUACUGCAACAGCUAUGCUGAGCUAAUCCCCGUGUCCUUUGUGCUGGGUUUCUACGUGGCUCUGGUGGUGUCCCGCUGGUGGGCUCAGUACGAGAGCAUCCCAUGGCCUGAUCGCAUCAUGAACUUGGUCUCCUGCAACGUGGAUGGAGAGGAUGAGUACGGGCGGCUCCUGCGGCGCACCCUCAUGCGCUACAGCAACCUGUGCAGCGUGCUGAUCUUGCGCUCAGUCAGCACUGCUGUCUACAAGCGCUUCCCCAGCAUGGAGCAUGUCGUGAGGGCAGGCCUCAUGACACCAGAAGAGCACAAGAAGUUUGAGAGCUUGAAUUCCCCCCACAACAAGUUUUGGAUCCCGUGUGUGUGGUUCUCCAAUCUGGCUGUGAAGGCAAGGAAUGAGGGGAGGAUCCGGGACAGCGUGCUGCUCCAAGGCAUCCUGAAUGAGCUCAACACCUUGCGCAGCCAGUGCGGGCGACUCUACGGGUAUGACUGGAUCAGCAUCCCCCUGGUCUACACUCAGGUGGUGACCGUGGCUGUUUACAGCUUCUUCCUGGCCUGUCUGAUCGGGCGGCAGUUCCUGGAUCCAGAAAAAGCAUAUCCUGGCCAUGAACUAGAUCUCUUCGUGCCUGUCUUCACAUUUUUGCAGUUCUUCUUCUAUGCUGGCUGGUUAAAGGUGGCCGAGCAACUCAUCAACCCUUUUGGGGAGGACGAUGAUGACUUUGAAACCAACUGGCUCAUCGACAGGAACCUGCAGGUCUCCCUUAUGGCAGUGGAUGAGAUGCAUCAGGAUUUACCCAUUCUGGAGAAGGACCUAUACUGGAACGAGCCUGACCCCCAGCCACCCUACACCGCAGCCACUGCUGAGUACAAGCGCCCAUCAUUCCUUGGCUCAACUUUUGAUAUCAGGUGA